Messenger RNA from Hyaloscypha bicolor E, 3300 nucleotides. RefSeq lists its product as uncharacterized. The record is from RefSeq and is a predicted model, not a curated record. The transcript has 3 exons. Bases 1 to 3300 code for a protein of 1099 amino acids. Lineage: Eukaryota; Fungi; Ascomycota; Leotiomycetes; Helotiales; Hyaloscyphaceae.
AUGGCAGCAGCUUGGCCCCAGGGCGCCCAGCCUUCUACCCCGAACAAUGGCCCUCAGUAUCCACCGAGUACACCACUACCCCAGCGGAAGAAUACCAACCCUCCACCAAUAUGUUACAAGUGCGAAGGGGAACAUUUUGUCAAAGACUGCCCUCAAGGAUCACUGCCAAUUGCUGGUUUAUCCCGUUUUGUUGCAGGGGCCAUCGUGGAGCCGAUCUACGGUGCCCAGCGGUUUGUCGCUGCACGUGUUUCCUAUCUCUCUCUCGUGGUAGCAAUGACUGUUGGCUCAGAUGGCCUCAAAUUUUUAAUGCUCAUCCUGCUAUUCCAUAACCCAUGCUUUCAAGUUUUCGCCUGCAAUUAUGUUAACAAGUAUAGCUCGUUUCCUCAACCAUCAACACAGGCGUACCAACAAUACCCCAGACCCGCACCCCCUGUCCAAACGUAUCCGCCCCAACCUGGUCCACCUCAGCAAUACACGGCCUAUCCGCAAAAUCAGCAAUACGGUGCUUCAGGGCCCCAAACUGCUUAUAAUCAACCUCCACAACAACAAUAUAGUGUUCCACCCGUCCCACAAUACGGUCGUCCAGGAUACCAAGCUUCUCCUUACGGCCAGUAUCCUCAGCCAAAUGGCCCUCCACAGUACGGCGGUCCUGGUUAUCAACCUCCCCCCCAGCAGUACGGCCCUCCGGCUACUGCACCGUAUCAACCUCCAAACCCAUAUGCACAACCACCCGCUGGGUAUGGAGGGCCUCAACCUGGACCACCUGCAACCUACCAAGCUCCUCCACCGCAAUGGAAUAUGCCCCCUACUGCACGACCACCUUAUCAACAGAUUAGACGGAGCGCCUCAUUUCAACAAAGAGAAUUAUCUGCAACUCCAAGUCAACAGUCUCAACCACAACCGCAGCUUGACUAUGGGCCAGAAGCCCCCAAACAGACCCCACAGACACCCGUAUCAAAUCAUGGAAGUCUUCAGCAUAGCGCACCUCAAGUUGCUCAAAGCUCACCAGCUACUGCAGCUGCUGAAUCGAAAGUGGCUAGUGCUGCAAGCACACCUCGAAAUCAGCAAGCGCCUCGUAUGGGGUUUGUUCGGAAAGAAUCGACGCACUCACUUGCUUCUGAAGGCCAGGCUUCAGAAAGUAAAUAUUCUGAGGGUUUAGGUGGGGACGAUCCAUUUAGGGUAGAAAGCGAGACACCAACCCCCGAAGACGAGGAUGCGCAAUUCGAUUGGGAUUUCAGAUACAUUUUCAAGGAGCCAGAGAGGAAAGAGACUGUUGCACUCGCACAACCGUUAUCUGCCAUUUUCUUACCUAACUCCACGCCAGUUCCCCUGGUUCAAGCAUGGUCGAUUCAUAUCCCUUCUAUCUCGAGAUAUGCGAGAAAAGAUAACGGUAAAGAGUUCGUGCGAAGCAUCAGAAAUGCCCCACAGUGGUCAUUCUUGCAAGAAGAUCCAGGUUUUUCAGAUGAGCCCCUAGAAGGCCCGUUGAUUCCCUUGUCCGAAGUUCCUGCUUGGACAGUAGCACGUCACGGAAUCCCCACGCCGGAACCCGAGCUAGUGACGGAGCUGGAGAACGAUGAGGGUCCGGAAAGCCGAAAACGGCCAAGAUCCGAGGAAGAGGAAGAGGGUCAGAUCGACGAGCAAGAUGAUGUUGACAACCAGAUUGCCCUUGAAUCCUCCGAAAUUGAAGCUGAGGGACCAAGAGCCAAGCGCCAAAAAAACGAAGAAGAUGAAGGGCAAUUAGACGAAGUGAUGGGUACGCCUGCUGUUGGGACCCCUGUUCUGACAAACCCAAGAGCCGGUACGCCGUGCCUGCAAACGGAUGACGACGCCUGGGCUCCGGAGGAAGGUGAGCGUGCUACUAGCCCUAUGGACCCAACGGAAGCACUUCUUGCAUCUCUCGGAGUUUCUGGCACCCCUAAACCAGUCAAGCAGGAAUCGCUCCCGCCAUACCCUGCACCUAACGAAGAGAAUGAAUCCCCACAAACCCCGACUCCAGCGGGGAGCCAGCAGAACCAACAAAAUCCUACUGUGCCACCACCCAAUGUUGCACAGAGUACUGGGCAACCCAUGAGUAACGCCUAUGGCAAUACUCCUCAAGGUAAUCCUCAGUGGAUUUCUCCUGCAAACACACCUCAGGUAAAGCCCCAGUGGAACCCACCUCCAAGCGCGCCUCAGAGUCAGCCACAGUGGGGGCCAUCUACAAAUGCUCCGUAUGGAGGUGGUCAACCUGCCGGCCCCCCGGGUCCACCAGCAAAUGCUCCAUAUGGAAAUGGUCCACCUACUGGUCCCCCCGGCCCUCCUGCGAACCAGCCGUAUGUCAAUAGUCAAUAUGGACCUCCCACAAACGCCCCUUACGGAAAUGGCCCUUCCCCUUACGCUGCACCCAUGAAUCAACAAUACGGACCGCCUGUUAACGUGCCUUAUGGCCCACCGAAUGGGUAUCAACCGGGACCUUCCCAACCAUACGGACCACAAGCUCCGUCCUAUGGUAACGCACCUCCUUACAAUGCUCCACAGCCAUAUCCUCAACAAUAUGGACCACCAGCAAAUUUCCAGCAAGGCCCUCCGCAAUAUGCGCAGCCCUCUGCGCCGUACGGCCCACCUAGCCACUUUCCUCAAGGGGCCCCUCAAUACCCACCACCGCAACGAGCCCCUUCUUUAGGUAAUGGACCACCAGUCCCUGGUCCGUACGGUGGUCCCCCACAGACCAGUCCCGUUCAAUAUGGCCCUCCUCAAAAUGUCCCAUACAAUGCAUACCCAAAUCCUCUCCAGCAAUACAGUAACAAUGGCCCUCAAGGCCCUUAUGCAAACGGCCCUCAACCGAACCCGCCAUACCCCAACGGGCCUCCUGUUCAGCCUCCGUAUGGCAACAUUCCCCCUCGUCAAGAUUCUGGCUAUGUAAGUGCGCGGGGGUCGUAUAGCAACGGAUCCGGCCCGCCUGAAUAUCUCCAGCAAAAUGCGACCCAGAACUCGGCCCCGCCGGCACCUCAGAACGACCCUAACCGCCCUGCUCACGGCUUCGAUGAGCCUCACAAUCAAAACCAGAAAGAAAAUAAUCCACCUCAACAGUUGGAUCGGAGGAACGGCGACGAGGAAGGCAGUGCCGAUACGAUCAACAGUAAUGGAACGGAUAGUGCCGAGGACGGAGGCACUCCAUUAAGUCCGACGUCAGCAGAGAUUCUGGGGAAAUUGGUUCGCAAGAAUAGCAGUGGUGAUGGUUCACGGCAGAAGAGCGAGGCAUCCCGUAAAAUCAAGAGACCUCAACCUGUGGUCGCCGAUGCUUACAGCCGUCGUUGGUAA